ACGACUCUAUCCUUGUGUCCAAACAGCUGGUUUUCCAAUACCCCCUAUGGGGUGGAAGAUUUUCUUGCCGAACUGUUCUACAGCUUGUCAUCCAACGUGAUGCUCGUUGGGCUUCGUUGUAAACAUAACACUAAACUUGACCCAGCUUUCUUUCCUGCGCAGUUAUCUGCAGAAUGGAAUCGCUAACAGAAACCCCUUGGGAUGUAUUGAUCUCGGGGACUGGACUACCUCAGUCCCUUCUGGCGCUGGCGCUCUCUCGGUCAGGUAAAAACGUAAUCCACGUUGACCGAAAUGCCUUCUAUGGAAGCGCGGAGGCAGCGUUCAGCCUACAAGAAGCCCAGGAGUGGGCAAACAGAGUAAAUCAAGAGUCGGAGAACUUUCCGUUUGAAGAUGCCUCUGUAUACUCUUCUCAGGAGGCUCAGUCGUUGCCAUCUAGGAGAUAUACCCUGUCUCUCUCCCCGCAACUCAUUUAUUGUCGGUCUAAUCUGUUGCCCACCUUGAUUUCUUCCAAGGUGUACCGACAGCUGGAGUUCCAGGCCGUGGGUAGCUGGUGGAUCCAUAGAUCCCAGGCAGACAACAGUGGGGAUGCGAAUUUGUAUCGAGUGCCCGGCAGUCGAGAAGAUGUUUUCGCGGAUGACAAGAUAACUGUCAAAUCUAAGCGAACGCUUAUGAGAUUCCUCCGUCACAUUGGCAAAACCCAACAUGACAAUGAGCCACCGCUAGGAGCAGAAGAAGACGAGAGCACGGCCACGCCGUUUUCGACAUAUUUGGAGUCGAAGUUCCAGGUCCCUGCUGAACUUCUUGAUCCAUUGCUUUCACUGUCGCUGUCUCAGGCCUCUCCUCAGAAGACGUUGGCAGCAUAUGCCGUCCCACGCAUCCAGCGACAUCUCGCGUCUAUUGGUGUGUUUGGUCCUGGCUUUGGAAGUCUCUUGGCGAAAUGGGGUGGUGGCUCCGAGAUCUGCCAAGUAGGCUGUCGUGCUCUCGCUGUGGGAGGCGGCAUCUAUGUCUUGAACAGUGGCAUUGAGUCAGUAGUCCAACCUACUCCAGGCGAGCAUGACGCCCGCUUAAAGGUUCAGCUGUCCAAUGGCGAAACUAUCAGCACUAAAUAUGUGUUUGGUUCCUAUUGGGAUGUCCCUACGGAUAAACAUCCGGAAUGUCAUAAAGUGGCCCGGUCUAUCUCUAUUGUUUCCUCGCCUUUGGAGAGCCUGUUCCCUGUCGCUGCCGAAGGAGCUCCGACCCCUGCUGGUGCGGUUGUGGUUUUCCCUGGAAGCUCCCUAGGUCAGGCGGAUGAUGCACCGCCAGUUUACGUCUUGGUCCAUUCCAGCGAAACUGGCGAGUGCCCACCAGGACAGUGUGUCUUAUACAGCAGCAUUACCACUCCUGGUGACGCAGGACAGUCCUUGGUCGAGAAAGCCGUAAACAAGCUUCUCGAGUCAACUGCAGGUCCUAAUGCCCAGGUCUCAUGGUCACUACGUUACACGCAGCUGGGGCGGUCCGACGAUGAUCUUGCCAGCCCUGGUGCCAUGACAUUAGACCAUGUUUCCAACAAUGUCGUCUGCUUCCCACCUCCCAGUCUCGAUCUCUCUUUUGAUGACACCGUAAUUACGACUGUCAAGGAUGCAUGGAGACUGGCUAUGGGUGAUGAAGCUGUCGAUGACGAGUUCAUGAAAUUCGAAGACCGUGAAGGAGCUUACGAUGAAUAGUUGAGCUUGCGGUACUAGCCUAUAAAUAGUUAGA
Aspergillus candidus is the source of this 1737-nucleotide messenger RNA. Its product is annotated as putative Rab geranylgeranyl transferase escort protein. Gene Ontology annotation, biological process: small GTPase-mediated signal transduction; protein geranylgeranylation; vesicle-mediated transport. Gene Ontology annotation, molecular function: GDP-dissociation inhibitor activity. NCBI's taxonomy places the organism in Eukaryota, Fungi, Ascomycota, Eurotiomycetes, Eurotiales, Aspergillaceae. Gene Ontology annotation, cellular component: cytosol; cytoplasm; nucleus. The transcript is spliced from 4 exons. The record is from RefSeq and is a predicted model, not a curated record. The annotation marks the transcript as partial.